ACACCAUAUCAUCAUCACUAGGCACUUACACUUGUUUCAGUAUCAGUAUCACAGUAUCAGUAUGACAGUAUCAGUAUCAAUGGCUUCUCCCUCCCUCAUUCUUGUAUUGUUGUUACUCACAGCCACAGCCACAGCAGCAUCAGCAGUAACUGCAUCAGAUAAAGAAAAGAAAACAUUCAUAGUACAAGUCCAGCAUGAAGCCAAGCCUUCCAUUUUCCCAACACACAACCAUUGGUACCUCUCUUCCUUAGCUUCCAUCACUCCCUCCGCCUCCAUUAUCCACACUUACCAAACUGUAUUUCACGGUUUCUCUGCAAAGCUCUCAACUUUAGAGGCUCAGAAGCUCCAAUCACUCUCCCACGUCAUAACCCUCAUUCCGGAGCAGGUUCGCCACCUCCACACCACGCGUUCCCCACAGUUCUUGGGCCUCAAGAUCGCUGACAGAGCCGGCUUGCUCAAAGAGUCUGAUUUCGGGUCGGAUCUAGUAAUCGGAGUCAUCGACACCGGUAUAUGUCCCGAGAGGCAGAGCUUCAACGAUCGUGAUCUGGGUCCUGUUCCCCCCAAGUGGAAGGGCCAGUGUGUCGCCGGAAAAAACUUCCCUGCCAGCUCCUGUAACCGGAAGCUCAUCGGAGCUCGCUAUUUCUGCGGCGGGUACGAAGCCACCAACGGAAAAAUGAACGAGACGUUGGAGUACCGUUCUCCGAGAGACUCGGACGGUCACGGAACUCACACGGCUUCUAUCGCCGCCGGAAGGUACGUGUUCCCGGCGUCCACACUCGGUUACGCCAAAGGAAUGGCGGCUGGGAUGGCUCCCAAGGCUCGCCUCGCCGUCUACAAAGUUUGCUGGAACGGCGGCUGCUACGACUCCGACAUCCUCGCCGCAUUCGACGCCGCCGUGUCUGACGGUGUGGACGUCGCUUCCCUCAGUGUGGGGGGUGUGGUGGUCCCGUACUACCUGGACGUUAUCGCCAUGGGGGCUUUCGGAGCCUCCGAGGCUGGUGUUUUUGUCUCUGCCUCCGCCGGAAACGGCGGUCCCGGUGGCCUCACCGUUACCAAUGUAGCACCUUGGGUGACCACUGUUGGGGCGGGAACCAUAGACAGAGAUUUCCCAGCUGAUGUAAAGCUUGGGAACGGUAAGACCAUAGGUGGGGUUAGUGUUUAUGGUGGACCGGGUCUGACACCGGGUCGGCUCUACCCGAUUGUGUAUGCGGGUAGUGAAGGUGGGGGUGAUGGUUACUCUUCGUCCCUUUGCUUGGAAGAUUCGUUGGAUCCCAAGUUUGUGAAGGGGAAGAUUGUUGUGUGUGACAGAGGGAUAAAUUCAAGAGCUGCUAAAGGUGAAGUGGUGAAAAAGGCAGGAGGAGUUGGCAUGAUUUUGGCCAAUGGAGUCUUUGAUGGUGAAGGCUUAGUGGCUGAUUGCCAUGUACUUCCCGCCACCUCUGUCGGUGCCGUCGGCGGCGAUGAGAUUCGGAAAUACAUCUCAACAGCUUCACAGUCACGGUCACCACCUACUGCAACAAUAAUAUUCAAGGGUACCAGGCUUGGGAUUAGGCCAGCCCCGGUUGUGGCAUCUUUUUCUGCUAGAGGGCCUAACCCUGAGUCCCCUGAGAUAUUGAAGCCUGAUGUUAUUGCCCCUGGACUGAACAUUCUUGCAGCUUGGCCCGAUAGUAUUGCACCUUCUGGGAUUCAUUCUGAUGAGCGCAGGACAGAGUUUAACAUACUAUCAGGUACUUCCAUGGCUUGCCCACAUGUUUCUGGUUUGGCUGCUUUGUUGAAAGCAGCACACCCUGAUUGGAGUCCUGCUGCUAUUAGGUCUGCCCUCAUGACUACUGCGUAUACUGUUGAUAAUAGGGGAGGUUCCAUGUUGGAUGAGUCCACUGGUAAUGUUUCCUCAGUAUUUGAUUAUGGUGCUGGCCAUGUUCAUCCGGAGAAGGCCAUGAACCCUGGCUUGAUUUAUGACAUCUCUACUUAUGAUUAUGUGGAUUUCUUGUGCAAUUCUAAUUAUACCGCUAAGAAUAUUAAAGUGAUCACGAGAAAGGUUGCAGAUUGCAGUGGGGCUAAGAAGGCAGGUCAUGCUGGCAAUUUGAAUUAUCCAUCCUUAUCUGCAGUGUUUCAACAAUAUGGAAAGCAUAAGAUGUCUACACACUUCAUUAGAACUGUGACUAAUGUUGGAGAUCCAAACUCAGUCUACAAAGUCACUAUUAGACCACCUGCAGGGAUGGUGGUCACGCUGGAGCCAGAGACCCUAUCUUUCAGGAGGUUGGGUCAGAAAUUGAAUUUCCUUGUUAGGGUGCAAGCUAGGGCAGUUAAGCUUUCCCCUGGAAGUUCUAGUGUGAAGAGUGGUUCCAUAGUUUGGUCUGAUGGCAAACACACUGUCACAAGUCCCUUGGUUGUGACAAUGCAGCAGCCUCUCUGAUAGUGUUCUCCAGGUUUGGUUUGGGUUGGGUAUAUAAAUUUUGCCCUUUUUCCAUCUUAGAACUGUUUCCUGUUAAAGCAGUUCUAUAUGUAUAAUAGUGAAUGCGUUUAUGAAGAAUUUCCCUUUCUUAGAACCGGUGGAGGUUUGACUGUACGAAACAGUAUGAAGGUAUAUAUCCUUCUUCUUGUAAAAUUAAGAAUGAUGUUUGUAGAAAAUGCUGUGUUAAGAGGAGGACAAGGAUAAUGGAAAGAUUCCUAUCCUUUUUGAGCAAUUCUGUUUAGUCUAUUUUUAUAUUUUUUUGAGUCAAAGAUUUGGUAAGCACAUGGGCACAGAGAUCGUAGUGGUUUUUGUUUUCUGGAUCUUCAACCAGAUCAGCAUCUUCCAACCGUGAUAAUGACAAACAAGACGAAAUUCCAAUUAAUAUGUGGGGUUCUUUUUGGUUUUUUCUUCUCUUUUUUCUGGUAUUUUAUUAAAUGAUAGAUGUUGGGGUUAGGUGAUCGUGUAAUAGAGCACUUCAGAUGACAAAUGUUUACUCAGAGAGUCCAUUAAUAUUCCUAUCUGGUCCCCUGGAGUCUUGCAAGAGAAAAUUCUUACAUAGUCCUUGGACUAAAUAUUAAA
Gastrolobium bilobum is the source of this 3031-nucleotide messenger RNA. RefSeq names its product subtilisin-like protease SBT1.5. The record is from RefSeq and is a predicted model, not a curated record. NCBI's taxonomy places the organism in Eukaryota, Viridiplantae, Streptophyta, Magnoliopsida, Fabales, Fabaceae. Bases 62 to 2413 code for a protein of 783 amino acids. The transcript has a single exon. Gene Ontology annotation, molecular function: serine-type endopeptidase activity. Gene Ontology annotation, biological process: proteolysis.